GGUUCAUCCGAGUAGCAUCGCCCGCUCCUCCCCCAAGCCCUAGACCCUCCUCUCUCCAGAGUCUCCAGCAGUGACCUCAGCAGCAGCAGCAUGCGCGAGUGCAUCUCCAUCCACGUGGGACAGGCGGGCUGCCAGACGGGCAACGCCUGCUGGGAGCUGUACUGCCUGGAGCACGGCAUCCAGCCCGACGGCCAGAUGCCGUCCGACAAGACGGUGGGCGGCGGCGACGACUCGUUCAACACCUUCUUCAGCGAGACCGGCGCCGGCAAGCACGUCCCCCGCGCCGUGUUCAUGGACCUGGAGCCCACCGUCGUAGACGAGGUGCGCACGGGCACGUACCGCCAGCUGUUCCACCCGGAGCAGCUCAUCACGGGCAAGGAGGACGCCGCCAACAACUACGCCCGCGGCCACUACACCGUCGGCAAGGAGAUCGUCGACCUGGUGCUGGACCGCGUCCGCAAGCUGGCCGACAUGUGCACCGGGCUGCAGGGCUUCCUGCUCUUCCACUCGUUCGGCGGCGGCACCGGCUCCGGCUUCACGUCCCUGCUCAUGGAACGCCUGUCCGUGGACUACGGCAAGAAGUCCAAGCUCGAGUUCGCAGUGUACCCGGCGCCACAGAUCUCCACCGCCGUCGUGGAGCCGUACAACUCGAUCCUGACGACGCACACCACGCUGGAGCACUCGGACUGCUGCUUCAUGGUGGACAACGAGGCCAUCUACGACGUGUGCCGCCGCAACCUGGACAUCGAGCGGCCGACCUACACCAACCUUAACCGGCUCAUCGGCCAGAUCGUGUCGUCCAUCACGGCCUCGCUGCGCUUCGACGGCGCCCUCAACGUCGACCUGACCGAGUUCCAGACCAACCUAGUGCCGUACCCGCGCAUCCACUUCCCGCUCGUCACGUACGCGCCGGUCAUCUCGGCCGAGAAGGCGUACCACGAGCAGCUGACCGUGGCCGAGAUCUCGAACGCGUGCUUCGAGCCGGCCAACCAGAUGGUGAAGUGCGACCCGCGCCACGGCAAGUACAUGGCCUGCUGCAUGCUGUUCCGCGGUGACGUGGUGCCCAAGGACGUGAACAACGCCAUCGCCGCCAUCAAGGCCAAGAAGCACAUCCAGUUCGUGGACUGGUGCCCGACGGGCUUCAAGGUGGGCAUCAACUACCAGCCGCCGACCGUGGUGCCCGGCGGCGACCUGGCCAAGGUGCAGCGCGCCGUCUGCAUGCUGUCCAACACGACGGCCAUCGCCGAGGCGUGGGCGCGGCUCAACCACAAGUUCGACCUCAUGUUCGCCAAGCGCGCCUUCGUGCACUGGUACGUCGGCGAGGGCAUGGAAGAGGGCGAGUUCUCCGAGGCGCGCGAGGAUCUGGCCGCCCUGGAGAAGGACUACGAGGAGGUCGGCAUGGACUCGGUGGAAGGGGAGGGCGAGGAGGAGUGAGCUCCACGGCCUUGCACUGGCCUCGCCCGGUCACCGGAGCGAUUGAUGUUUUAUCACCUGACGACAGAAGAGUGUCUCGUUUAUUGUUCAUUAGUGUUCAUGGUUUCUGCAGUGUCUUUGCACCAUUCUUGGUCUAAGAUUGGUUUUUGUGUCUUGUGUCUUUGAAACAACUUUUCCUAGUAGUUAGGAAAUAUCAUUAUAGUUGCUUGUAUCUUAUCUUGUAAGUUAAGUUUAACUUAUCAAUGAUUGAAUAGGUCACAUGUGGAGAUGAAUUAUACACACCAGCUUUGUUUAUAA
This is a messenger RNA of Frankliniella occidentalis (western flower thrips), 1731 nucleotides long. RefSeq names its product tubulin alpha-2/alpha-4 chain-like. Bases 91 to 1434 code for a protein of 447 amino acids. NCBI's taxonomy places the organism in Eukaryota, Metazoa, Arthropoda, Insecta, Thysanoptera, Thripidae. Gene Ontology annotation, molecular function: GTP binding; structural constituent of cytoskeleton. Gene Ontology annotation, biological process: microtubule cytoskeleton organization; mitotic cell cycle. The record is from RefSeq and is a predicted model, not a curated record. Gene Ontology annotation, cellular component: microtubule; cytoplasm. The transcript has 4 exons.